Messenger RNA from Synchiropus splendidus (mandarinfish), 2029 nucleotides. RefSeq lists its product as uncharacterized. Gene Ontology annotation, molecular function: oxidoreductase activity, acting on the CH-OH group of donors, NAD or NADP as acceptor; O-methyltransferase activity. Lineage: Eukaryota; Metazoa; Chordata; Actinopteri; Syngnathiformes; Callionymidae. Bases 156 to 1811 code for a protein of 551 amino acids. The transcript is spliced from 11 exons. The record is from RefSeq and is a predicted model, not a curated record.
AACGUUGAAUAACACCGGACCGUUGCUGUUGUGCAAGCGCUGGACCGUCGUCUUACUUAACGCAUUUUACGUAUUUGGGUAAGUGGGGGGGUGACAUAACCAUCGCUUCUUUUCUUCCCACCUCGCUGGUCCGUCACGCCCUGAAGACGCGCAACAUGUCCGUGGAUAAAGUUCCUGACACUCCGGUGGAGGUGCUGGUGGAUGUCCUGACUAGAGCAAAGUUCUUGGCUUCUGAAAAUGGGAACGUGCCAGAAGAGUUGGCGUGCCACUUGCAGAGAGCUCUGGACAUCGCCUCUGGUCUGGAUCACUACUUGGAGAUGAUGACCACGAAGGAGAGUGAACCUUUGGCCGAGCUUUUCAAAGAAACCAUGUCUCAUGACUGGGACCAAGUGUACAAGGAUGGCAAAACAAUGUUCCGUCUUCCCAAAGAGUGCAUCACUGGACAUGUUGAAGGCCAGACGCUGAAGAUGCUAAUACAUAUGAGUCAGGCCAAGAGAGUUCUGGAAAUCGGGAUGUUCACAGGCUAUGGAGCUCUGUCCAUGGCGGAGGGGCUGCCAGAGGGUGGCUGCGUGGUUGCCUGUGAGCUUGAGCCUUACCUCAAAGAGUUUGCGCAACAGUUUUUUGACAUGUCGCCUCACGGAAAGAAGAUAAGUGUGAAGACUGGAUCGGCGAUGGACACCCUGAAGGCGCUGGCGGCGAAAGGCGAGAUGUUUGACAUGGUCUUCAUCGAUGCAGAUAAAAAUAACUACAUCAACUAUUACAACUUCAUCCUGGACAACAAUCUGCUGAGGCUGCAGGGCGUCAUUUGUGUGGACAACACGCUGUUUAAAGCUAAAGUUUAUUUGAAGGACGCCACUGAUUCGAAUGGACUGGCUCUCAGAGAGUUCAACCAGUUCGUGGCGAAUGACCCUCGAGUGGAGCAGGUCAUUCUACCUCUCAGAGAUGGCAUCAGCGUGAUCCGUCGCACGUCUGUUUCGGCUGAGCGUACAAGGACACAGGCUUGCGUGACCGAUGAUGAUGUUUUCCGAGGGGUCAAAGGACACUCCAUCCUCGAUCGGAUGAGACUUGAUGGAAAGGUGGCCUAUGUGACGGGUGCCGGCCAAGGCAUCGGCCGCGGGUUUGCGCAUGCUCUGGGUGAGGCGGGUGCCAAAGUGGCUGUCAUCGACAUGGACCAAGUGAAAGCAGAAACUGUGGCCCAGGAACUGUACCUUAAAGGCAUCACUGCCAUCUCCAUCACGGCUGACAUCAGCAAAGAAAGCGACGUCCAGAAGAUGAUCGACACCAUCACGUCCAGGUGGGGGACCAUCCAUGUUGCCUGUAACAAUGCCGGCAUCAACAUGAACUCGGCCAGUGAAGACACCAGUCUGGAAGAGUGGGACCAAACCUUCAAUGUCAACUUGAGGGGGACAUUUUUGUGCUGUCAGGCUGCAGGUAGAGUGAUGUUGAAGCAAGGGUACGGCAAGAUUAUCAACACUGCCUCCAUGGCCAGUCUAAUAGUCCCUCACCCACAGAAACAGCUUUCCUACAACACUUCCAAGGCAGGAGUGGUGAAACUGACUCAGACUCUGGGCACCGAGUGGAUGGACAGAGGAGUGCGAGUCAACUGCAUUUCACCGGGGAUCGUUGACACUCCUCUCAUCCACUCGGAGGAUCUGAGGCCUCUGGUGCAGCGCUGGCUGUCAGAUAUCCCUGCUGGUAGACUGGCUCAAGUGACAGACCUGCAAGCUGCAGUGGUCUACUUGGCAUCUGACGCCUCUGACUACAUGACAGGGCAUAACUUAGUCAUAGAGGGUGGGCAAAGUCUGUGGUAGAGGCUUUUCACUCCCCUGGGAGUAGUCCCAGAAAUAGGUGGCAUCCAUAUAUCAGGAUCACAGCGGAACACUGUCAGAGCCACCGCGGUUGUGGAAAGGAGGGUUGGCUCCUGUGCAUUAUCUUCUGGGGAUGUUGGAACAUGAUCAUCACGGCAUUUGUACGGAGGUGUGACGCAUCAAUAUCCCAUGUUUUGUACCUUCCAUUUUUGAAAAAAAGA